Brassica napus (rape) is the source of this 2073-nucleotide messenger RNA. RefSeq names its product ankyrin repeat and ELMO domain-containing protein D. The transcript has a single exon. The coding region runs from base 340 to 1734 and encodes 464 amino acids. Lineage: Eukaryota; Viridiplantae; Streptophyta; Magnoliopsida; Brassicales; Brassicaceae. The record is from RefSeq and is a predicted model, not a curated record.
AGCUAUUCGUACAAAAGAGGUUUUCUUUAUCUUUCAUCAUUUUCUUCUAAAAAAAAAAAAAAAAAAAAAAAGUCUCCAGAUCCAAUUACAAGGUUUCUCAAAAACUCCCAAAUUCAUCUAAAAUUGAAACAAAUACGCAAAUUCAAAUCCGAGAGAGCUUCUCUAGUUUGAUUCAAUAUCUCUUUUGUGUUUGUAUUUGUGGAUUCCACUCCCAAUCACUCAGAUUGAUCUCAGCUUCAUUGAUCUAUCUGCUGACUUGAGAUUCCGCGAAAUUAGGGUUCUGUUAUUUUAUUAUUCCCAUUUCCGUUAAGUGUUUGCGUGCGUGUCUUAUACCAUCAGAUGAACAACGAUCAAUCUAAGCUGAUGAAUCCGCCACCGCCUCAGCAGAGGAUGAAUCCGCCGCCGCCGUUGCAGGUGAUGAAUCCGGUUCAGCCUCGAAUCAUGAACCAGGCUCCUCCCUUGCUAAACCAGUCCCAAAGCUUGAACCAUCCGAUUAUGGUUAUGAACCAGCAGCAGCCACAGGCUAUGCUGAACAACAACAACCAGCCUCUGAUGAUGAAUCCCCGUAACUAUAACCUUAGCUCCGAGUAUCAUAACCAGCCUAACAACUUCCCCUCGAAAAUGAACCGUAACAACAACAACAACUGGAAAGGGAAGAAGAUCGCGAACGACAAGAGACCUCCGAAUCCGAUGAUGAGGAUGCGUAACAACAACUCCGCUAUCCCGAUCUACAACAACCCUGGUAGUGGUGGUGGUGGCUCAGGCGGUUACAAGCCGCCGGCUCUCAACGAGCUCCAGUCUCAGAACAGGCUGAAAACGAGGAAGUUCUACCCCAAGAAGAAGUACGGUGCUAACAGUAACCGUCACGUCCCUUACGCUCCGAGGAACACGACGUCAUUUAUCAUCCGCGCGAAGAAAUCCGGCGGAAUCGCCGAGCUUGUGUCUCCGUCCCCCGUGACGCCUGCUGUGCUUCCCACGCCGAUGUUCUCUCCGUCGCGAGAGGUUUUGGGAGACAUGGCCAAGGAGGAGUGGGGUGUUGACGGUUACGGAUCCAUGAAGGGGCUGAUUAGGCUCAGAUCUGAUGGACAUGACCUGGAGCCUUACGAUGAUGAUGAGGAAGACGAAGGUGGAUCGAGUGAGAGUGAUGUUGAGGAGCAUGUGGAGGUUGAGAGGAGGCUUGACCAUGAUUUGAGCAGGUUUGAGAUGAUUUAUCCGAGUUACGGCGGUGGCUCUGAGUAUAACAAUGUGUUGGAGAAUCGAGUUGAUGAUCAGGAUAGUCAUAUUGCGCAGCUUGAGGAGGAGAACUUGACGUUGAAGGAGAGGCUGUUCUUGAUGGAGAGGGAGUUGGGUGACUUGAGGAGGAGGUUGCAGUAUCUUGAGAGGAGGAACAUGGUUGCUGAAGAUGUUAAUGAAGAGGUUGUGGAGAAUAAUGAGUCUGAAAGUGAGGGUGAUGACACAGGCGGAUCUGAUGCACGUACUAGUGGGGAUACGAAGGAUAAUCGUGUUGUUGCAGAGGACAUUUGUAUGCAGGAUGUUGCAGCGAAAGAAAGCAAUGCGGAUGAAGCAGAAGAGACCCAAGAUACUAUUAGGGAAGUUUCAGGUGAACAAUGCGAGGAAGCCAAUCUGGUUGUGGUUGGUAAGGAUCAGAGUAAGGGAAAUGAAAUGGCGGUUGAGAAGGUUGAAGAUGCAUCAGGGAAUGAUUCUUCUAUUGGAGAACAAGGAACAACCAUAUGAUAUGAUACUUGGACAGGCGUUUUAGUGAUGGAUCUCUAUGAUGUAUAUGUCACAAUGUGCUUGUCUUAGUAGGCGUAGUCUUAGUUAUCUCAUCGCUUUUGGUAUCAGAGUCAGGAGGGUUGCUUUCCCUCGGUGAAGUUCAUAUGAAGACAUGGUAAGCUUUCUUAUCUGGUUUAGAUUGUUUUUCUACCUCUGUGACGUGGUUGGAUCAUCUUGUUGAUGAUACGUUCCCCAGUUAAUAAGGUUGUAGUAAAAGUAAUGUUCAUUGUAGCGAAAGAACUUAUGGAUGAUGUAGUUUUCUGGUUUCUUCUUUUUAAUGUAUUGUAUGUUUCACUUUUA